AUGGAGAGUUUGGUGGCGUCCCUCGUCAGGCAAAGAAAGGUGCUCACGCCGUCGGCAAGGCCUAAUUUCUGCAUGCUGAUGAUCGAUGGCAACGUGUUUCUUUCAACAACCCUUCGCGAACUGUGCUCGAGGUUUCACUCUUCCAACCUCAUCCCGGUGGAGUGCCCAAUCGUUGUGGCGGAGAGCGAUUCGGGCGUAUACGGAGCGGGAGUUUCCGGUGAAGGUGACUACUCGACUUACGAAGGCCGGGACAUCGAGCUCGAUCCCCCACCACCCACCACGUGCGUGCUCACCGUUGCAUACAUCCCACCGGAGGGGGGGAUCGACGGCGGCCUACCGCAGCCUCGAGUUAAGACCUUCAUCGCCAGCCACAGUUUCCAGAACACACGAAAUGACGGCCCGUCCGUGGACGGUGUCGCACCCGUUUUCACGGAGUGCGCUCCCGCCGUUACCUUCGGAACCAAACUGGCAGCAGUGAACGGGGAGAACAAGCCUGGCGGCACUUCUAGCUCGGCGUCUUGCACUAAUCUCACUGAACCCGCGGGGUCAAGCGGGCCACCCCAGCCGGUGAGGAGGUCGAUCCGGGCGACGACCGUGACUAAGUCGAAGGUGGCAUCGCAGCGCGUGUAUCCGAAGCUAACACCGCCAUCAUCCAGCGUCCCGCUAGAGGACGCUGACACUGUUUUUCUCGUGGACGAUCACCACCCGCUGUUGAUGGCGAGAACGGCGGACUGGCUCCAGAAGUUGCUCGGGGAAGAUACGGUGGUUCUUGGUGGCAGCACGACGUGCGCUUUGUGUAUUGGCAGCCAGGUGUUUCCCGACCCCGACGAAAAGGUCGGAAAUCACUCGCGACCAAGCAUCCAAGCUCGCGUUGUGGUCGGGGUUGCUCUGCGAGGAGUUCACGCCCUGGCGAUUUCAGCGAAAGGCUACGAAGGUGUCGGGCCGGUAUUUAAGAUAGACACCACGGCUGACCCUCAAGGAGGCCCGCAGGCAGAGAAGGGCAAGCUGCUACGAGAUGUGACGGUCGUGUCAUCGGAGGGGGUCGCUGUUCGCAAAAGCACCGCCCUAUCGAUCUUCCAGCACGAGGUUUGCCAAGCCUCAGGCGAAAGCUACCCGGAAAAGAUUUCUCUAGGGGUAAGCGCUUCGCCGGCCGAACUGCUCCGCUGCCGAUCCGGCUCGGGGCGUUGUGAGGAUCUGGAUGAUGAGAUUGAGGAAGAAGCGACAGGAGCGCCGCCCGUCGCCGUGAACUGGACCUUUGGAGAGGCCGUCGCGCUCGACGACGACGUGACGCCCGGGCAGCACGCGCGCUUCCUGCGCAGCACGAACCGGCUCGUUCUCGAGGACGCCGAGGCUGCGUACCACGCGUGCGGGCGGCGCGUCGAGAGGGAAGGGGGCGUCGUGCUGUCCUCCAUUAGCUUCACGUGCUGCGUUCGGCUCGACCACGUGGAGUUGUCUGGUCGACGAGUGCAGCAAGAACGCGAGCAGCGGCAACAGCAGCAGCCUGAUGGCGGGGACGGGGAUGCGGUGGUAACCCGCGUCAUGGCCCUCCACCAACAGGAGAUGGUCAGAUUCAUCAAGACGCUUAAUGCCCCCGCGGCCGGAGUGUUCUGCGAUGCCGAGUUCGGGCCUGUGGCAGCCAUGUCGGCAGGAAUCCACCCCAAGACCGCCAAGUCUCGAUUUCAGGGUUACACCUCCUGCGCCGCCGUGCUGUGCUGGAACCCUGGCUCGGUCGGAACCAAGUCCCGUGCCAGUAGUGUCAGCCAGGGUUUGUAGUCUAGUCGCUCAUUCAAAGGCUUUUACGGUGUCUGCAUCGCUGCGAGUGCGAGAAAAUACUGGCAGGCGCACUGCUUACGGGGGAGAAGCCUGUUCUCACAGCCAUCCCUUGUCGUUUUCCGGAGGGAACAACUGCUUCACCAGCGUUUCAUCGCGCACAGGGGAAAGGGGGGAAGGCUUACUUUUCUUCGAGCGCAGUCGAACACCACAAGUGUGUAUACGAAGCGAUUUGAAGCAGAAGUAGUAGUGGAAAAUGGGCUGGCCCUGACAGCAAAGCCCAAUAGCAGCGAUCAAAUGCUAGCGUUUGUGACGGUUCGUUUGUGU
This is a messenger RNA of Ectocarpus siliculosus, 2097 nucleotides long. NCBI's taxonomy places the organism in Eukaryota, Phaeophyceae, Ectocarpales, Ectocarpaceae. The record is from the annotation of a GenBank genome assembly.